AUGCCCCAGCACGGCUUUCGCAAUGCAAUCAGACUCCUCAAAGCGAAGCAGCACAAAUGGAAGCGAUCCCUUUGCAAGAAGCUCGCUUGGCUCAAGACCAAGAGCAACUCGCACGACCUAGACACCAUCAUCCCCAUCAAACCCGAAGGAUAUCCCAUUCCCGCCAUCCGCGCUACAAGAAGAUUCCCAAUUGAUGACUUUUCCGAUUCCGAUUCCGAUUCCGAUUCCGAUUCCGAAGAAGAAGAAGAUCUCGUUGCUGAGUCGUCGUCGUCGCCGCUUGAUGACGGAUCAAGUAGUAGAGGAGUGUACGACGUACCUCCCUCAUGUCAGACUCAGAACUCGGCGUGUUCGACUUUGAGUUCGACUUCGACUUUGGCGUCGGCGUCCCAGACAGAGACAGAGACAGAGAUAGAGACAGAGACAUCACCAGAGAUAGAGACAGAUGAUAGCAACGUGCCCGAACGGCCCGAACCUGAGGUUUUGAACACCUUUAGCGGUCGGUUUAGCUCUUUUAGGAAGAGUACAUGCACGGCUUCGACACGGGACAGUUAUGUUACUGCUGCUAGUUAUCUGGACUCGGACUCGGCCGGAGAUAAACACGAAGAUGAACACAAAGACGAAGAUGAACACGAAGACGAAUCUGAUCCCGGACCCGGACUCGAUAGCGACGAAAGCAUUCGGUCAGAUACCUCCAACACGUCCUUUUUUGAAUCUGAGUCACGGGACUCGCGGUCGGAUACGAGUAUGACUUCGGUAUCGUCGAUAAGUUGUUAGUUGUGGAGUGGGCCAAGGUACUUUUAUUACGACUACCGGGACCCAGUUUUGAGGGUAGAUACAGUUUCGGCUCUUACGUGUAUAUGUACCUACACAGCGAUUUCGUCUUUGGUUUGUCUGGAGGUUGAAUCUCCUGUGUGUGUUGUCCAGUUCUAUUCCCUGGGUGACCUUGAGGGCGCUCUGUUUCUCGCUUGCCAACUGUUAUUCUUCUUCACUUUUUUUCGGUUUCGUGGGAUACGCAUCCCUACCUAUUUCUCUUCGAUUUUUCGCCAAUAAAUAGCAUCCACUUGGCUUUCGCUG
Messenger RNA from Neurospora crassa OR74A, 1074 nucleotides. RefSeq lists its product as hypothetical. The transcript has a single exon. The record is from RefSeq and is a predicted model, not a curated record. Bases 1 to 774 code for a protein of 257 amino acids. NCBI's taxonomy places the organism in Eukaryota, Fungi, Ascomycota, Sordariomycetes, Sordariales, Sordariaceae.